Messenger RNA from Amoebophrya sp. A120, 1546 nucleotides. Lineage: Eukaryota; Dinophyceae; Syndiniales; Amoebophryaceae. The record is from the annotation of a GenBank genome assembly.
GCGAGUUCUUUCUAUUUCUUGUGCUAGCGAACUACCAAUGCACCGAUUGCCUCCAGCAGCUGUUGCUAUUUUUUUUUACGUACAAGUAGUCCUCUGUGGCUCUCAAACUUAACCUUCUGACCACUUCCUGUGUCCGGCCCCCCAUCGUAUUUGCUUCUUUACGUAGUUUUUCAACAAAACCAAAAGAGCAAAAUGUCCUCGGCUAGCACUUCCUCUUCCACUAAGAAGGACGAGGAUUUUAUCAAAUCGACGAAAGAGCGCGCCGAUCUCAACCAGUACUGGUUUUCCCGAAACACCAUCGACGUCUUCGUCAAGAUCAUCUCCUGCCACGUGGAAAAGGUGGAGAAACCGAAAGUCGCGCUCGUCUCCUGCCCAUCUUUGUAUUUCUCCUUGGAAGUAUGCAAGAAAAACUACGAGUGACCGUAGUACACGUACUAGUUGUAAACAAUACAUCACAAAUCUUCUAUUACAGUUGUGAGCGCAAAGUAAGGUUGAUUAAUUAUGAGUGCCCGGGGAUGAAGAAGUACUCGCGUUGUUUUCGCGGUUCUGACCCUAUGCCGCUCCAGCGCCUGCGGAGGCUUGCUUUCCCAGCGAUAAUGGACAAUGGCAAUGUCGGUGCGGUUGUUUUAACAUCACAAAUCUUCAUCGCAGCAUUGAUUACAAAACGAAAUUUUGGAAACUUGGUGCGUGCGCCGGGUUGAUUUGUAAUAUUCAGUCAGGUAGAAGGAAAACAAUGUUGUCAUCCUCAUCCAGAGAAGAUGCCUAUUUGUAUUUGUUUACGUGUACGAGCUCCAUUGUUUUGCUGUGGAUACGAACCAGAAGUGAGGAAAAGCUGCAUCGUAUCCACUGCAAAUUUGUCUAUCUGGAUCUUGCGAGAAAAACGCACGCACUGUGCCUCGCAGAUGAUUGUUGCAUGCCAGAGCGUUCUGUAUCUGUUACACGGCUUUUGUAGUUGUAGAGCAUGAUGAUAUUUUUUUUUUCUAACUCACCGCUCCUGUUGUUCACUCAGCUGUCCUCCAAAUAUUUCGUUACAAUCCAGACACAGACAUUUUUGCAAUGCAUGCACUGUUUUGGACAUCGACAAACAGUGGGAGGAGGAUCCCGGGUAGGGGAUAUAUUUAUACGUAAUUUUUUUUGUGAUACUAACUAGGUUGCGUUCGCUUUGUGGAAAAAGAUUUCUCAUGCUCGAGGAUAGGUAACUUACUAAGUUCGUAAGGUAAAGGCGACCACAUUUACUUAUUUACCUCCGUAACUACAGGUUUGUCUACUACGAUUUCAACGACCGUAUGCAGUGCAAAAGUAUCAGGCCGCUUGUACAAGUAUGAACCGCAAUGGCAUGUAUUGUUUUUACAUUUUUGAUGAAUAAAAACAAGGGUGAACAUAAAGCCGCAAAUCUGUACUGGUGAUUAUGAGCACCUCGGACACAAUAAACGGGAUGUGUCGACGUGCUCGUGGUCCUGCACUUCUACUGAGCAAUCUUUAUGGUAGAAUGUGCGCGAAGAUACUUUUGCACAGAAUAAACCCGCCAGAGCAGCAACUCAGUGGC